AUGGUUAAAGCCCAGACCACCGUGCUAGCUCAAUUUUUCUUGAGGCUAUUUAUUAGAAAGGGUUCGGUGCUGACCAAGUUGAAAUUAGUAUGCCCCGAGUGGAAUACACAAGAUUGGCAACAGACUUGCAAGUACGCCGCGUUGAUGAAUUCUACCGAUAUUUUGAAGUAUCUGGGAACUAUAAAAAAAUUAAAAGUUGGCGAUUUGGCCUAUAAUAUCAAACAAUCUAGACUGUUGGGCGAAUUGGCCAUCACUUGCAAUAAUCUAAAACGCCUUGAUGUCUCAUUCUACCGAACCACCACUCGAAAAAAGCAUAUCCCAGGCGACGACCUGGCUUCACUGAUCUUGUCUCAAAAUUCUCUAUCACACUUCCGGUACAGAGGUAUUUCCGAAAAGUUGGCGACUUAUUCUUUGACAACUCAAACUUCGUGCCUGAAGUACAUUGAAUUUGACAAGACAAAUUUCAAGGGUGAUAGCACUGUAUUCUACUGGAUUGCACAAUGUGAGGUGCUAGAAUGCCUCGUUUUUAAGUUAUGCAGAUAUAUUGAAAAGGACAUGCUCGUUCCAAUGUUUAAGAAUGAUGCUUUGAUAAAGCUGAAUGAAGUACAAUUGAGUAUAGGGAUGAGAAGUUCUUACGAAUGCGAGGGACUGGAGGAGUGGAUUAGGUGGAGGAAAUUCAACGAAUGGGAGCAUCAUAAUUUAUAUGAUAAUGGCUUGAAUUGGACAUAUACUGUUUAUAAGGCUUGUGCGAGACCGAUGUUUAGAAUUAAGCCCGUGAAUUUUUAA
This is a messenger RNA of Acaulospora colombiana, 786 nucleotides long. Lineage: Eukaryota; Fungi; Glomeromycota; Glomeromycetes; Diversisporales; Acaulosporaceae. The record is from the annotation of a GenBank genome assembly.